Molecule: messenger RNA, 795 nt
Organism: Acanthamoeba castellanii str. Neff
Lineage: Eukaryota; Discosea; Longamoebia; Acanthamoebidae
Product: sphingosine hydroxylase
Exons: 4
Coding region: 1-795 (264 amino acids)
Biological process (GO): lipid biosynthetic process
Molecular function (GO): iron ion binding; oxidoreductase activity
Source: RefSeq, a predicted model, not a curated record
AUGGCAUCAAAUGGCACGGCGCUCGAUUUCGGACACGAUCUGGUCUCCUUCAUGAAGCACCCUGGCCCGGUCUUUGACCACUACCUGCCCCAGACGCUCGAUCCCAAGUUCCUGCGCAGGUACAAGAUCGACCCUCCACAGCGGCCCAAGAACAAGGUGUCGGUGGGCCACGUAAUCUCGCGUGUAGCGCUGCAGCACUUCAUCCAGAUGGUGGUGGCCAUCGUGUUCGUGUGGAUCGUGCCGCGCGAUUUGGAGAGGGAGAUGGAAGACGUGGGCACCAUCCUCAUCAAGCUCAUGAUCGGCGCCUUCAUGCUCGACACCUACCAGUACUGGAUGCAUCGCCUCUUCCACCGCAACAAGUUUCUCUACCGCCACUUCCACUCCGUGCACCACGAGCUCACCGUGCCCUACGCCUUCGGCGCUCUCUACAACCACCCCGUUGAGGGACUCUGCAUGGACACCGUGGGCGGUGGUCUGCCGGUGCUGCUCCUCGACAUGCACCCGUGGACGGCCACCCUCUUCACCAGCUUCGCCACCAUCAAGACCGUGCACGACCACUGCGGGUAUGUGCUCCCGUUCGACCCGCUUCACCUGUGCUUCGCGACGGCUGCGUACCACGACAUCCACCACUGGGGCAAGGGCAUCCGAUACAACUUCUCGCAGCCCUUCUUCACGCUCUGGGACGAGCUGGGCGGCACCAUCUACCCGUACUCCCUCGACGACAUGGUGAGCGACGAGGUCAAGAAAGAGGCGGAGGAGAAGAAGCACCUCGACGCCAAGAGGAAAGCCGAGUAG